CCCGUUUCUGUUAUAAUGUAAUUAUGUAUUAAAUAAUUUACAGAUAUAAUUUCGCAAUAAUGUCGGUAUUUCAGGUAGUUAGUUAAAGAUUGCAGUGGGAUGAAAUCGUGGCUUGAAAGAAUCAACACCUCAAAACCUAAAAGUGAACCAUGAUGUUAGAGGAGGAAGAUUUAGAGCAGCUGAAGAGCCAAACUGGAGAAAAUAAUCUUCACAACAGCGUAAACAUCAUCUACAUUAAAGAAGAACCUGAAGAUAGAGAUUAUGUCUGUAACACAACAGGACACACUGAAGAACUAAGCACAAAGACCAAAAGAAGAUCCAGUAUUAAGCAGAAAUACUAUGAUCUGGGUAUCUCUAAUGGACAGGGCCAGAAAGAUAUUCCACAUUGCUCAGAUAGUGGGAAGAGUUUUACUCAACACUGUAAUAUCCAACACUACCAGUGCAGUGGCUCAGAAUUGGCUCUGUUCAUCUGCUCACACUGUGGGAAGAGUUUUACUCACAAGGGAACUCUCCAGAGACACCAGCGCACUCAUACAGGAGAGAAGCCUCAUGAAUGCUCAGAAUGUGGAAAGAGUUUUACUCAACAGAGUCACCUCCAGACACACCAGCGCACUCAUACAGGAGAGAAACCAUAUCCCUGUUCAGAGUGUGGGAAGAGUUUUAACCUGAAAGGGACUCUUCAAGCACACCAGCGCAUUCACCUGGGAGAGAAGCCAUAUUGCUGUUCACAAUGUGGAAAGGGAUUCACUCAGAAGGGUACGCUUAGAACACAUGAACGCACUCACACUGGGGAGAAAUCCCACCGCUGCUCAGAGUGUGGGAAGAGUUUUACUCACGAGCGUACUCUUCAACUUCACCAGCGAAUUCACACUGGAGAGAUGCUGUGUUACUGCCCAACAUGUGGGAAGAGUUUUAACCGAGAGAGUCAUCUACAAACGCACCAGCGCAUUCACACCGGAGAGAAGCCGUACCAGUGCUUAGAGUGUGGAAAGAGUUUUACGCAGCAGGGUUCUCUUCAACUACACCAGCGCAUUCAUACUGGAGAGAAGCCGUAUCUCUGUCCACUGUGUGGAAAGAGUUUUAAUAGAGAGAGUACUCUCAAAGCACACCGGCGCAUUCACACAGGGGAGAAACCAUAUUCAUGCUCGGCUUGUGGACAGAGAUUUGCAUAUUCAAAGAAAGUUAAGGCUCACAUGUGCAGUGAAACAAGCAAUUGGUUAUGAAUAAACUUUCACCAUUCUGUCUCCUG
Trichomycterus rosablanca is the source of this 1249-nucleotide messenger RNA. RefSeq names its product zinc finger protein 239-like. Gene Ontology annotation, biological process: regulation of transcription by RNA polymerase II. Lineage: Eukaryota; Metazoa; Chordata; Actinopteri; Siluriformes; Trichomycteridae. Bases 150 to 1223 code for a protein of 357 amino acids. The transcript has 4 exons. The record is from RefSeq and is a predicted model, not a curated record. Gene Ontology annotation, molecular function: RNA polymerase II cis-regulatory region sequence-specific DNA binding; DNA-binding transcription factor activity, RNA polymerase II-specific. Gene Ontology annotation, cellular component: nucleus.